Molecule: messenger RNA, 1826 nt
Organism: Pomacea canaliculata
Lineage: Eukaryota; Metazoa; Mollusca; Gastropoda; Architaenioglossa; Ampullariidae
Product: E3 ubiquitin-protein ligase TRIM33-like
Exons: 3
Coding region: 171-1391 (406 amino acids)
Molecular function (GO): zinc ion binding
Source: RefSeq, a predicted model, not a curated record
GUCGAUAAAUAUCACGUGACGUACACAGACACGACCGGUCGUCGUAGCGAGAAACACUGUGAGCUAAAUAGACUCUUUGGUCUGAAAUACUUACGUAGACUUACAAGUCAGGCAGAGUAAAGCCUCUACAAAGUUAGCAAUUGUUUAUCUAAAGGAGCAGGUUUGUCAAGAUGGCUGAGCCAGACGAAAGAGAGUGUGCCGUGUGUACGAAUGACUUUACCAUUCCAAAGAUUCUACCCUGUGGUCAUCACCUGUGUCGAGAAUGUGUCAUUUCCUGGAUGGAUUCGAAAUCUGCAGCUGGAUGUCCUCUGUGUCGAUGUCCUAUAGCACAGCAGUCAGAUGGAAGUUCGUCCGCCACUGUUGACGCCCUGCCGACAGACUUUGUGAUGGAAGCGCUGGUGGAGAGCGCUCGUGUACUGAGUAAAGAUCACCUUUGUUGUGUGUGUGAGGACGUCAGGGCGGACUUCAUCUGUAUGCAGUGUCAGGACAUGUUGUGUUCAGCGUGUGCCAAUGUUCAUAAGAAGCUCUCAGUAAGCCGCAGUCACGAUGUGGAGAGUGUCAGCACUGUGACACCUGAACGUCUGGCUGCCAGCCGCCCUGCACUGUGUGCUGACCACGGCGACAAACAGGCGGAGUUCUUCUGCCGCGAGCACCGCCUCGCUGUCUGCUCAGCCUGUAGGUCUCACAAACACAAAGUAUGUCGAGAAACAAACUAUCUUGAAGAUGAAAAAGAAUUAGCCCAAAAUUCACUGAACGACCUAAGAAAGAUUCUUGUAGAAGCGGAGCAGAAGCUAGAGCAGGCUAUAGGUCAGGUGACGUCAUGUCUACAGGAAGUUGAUGUCAGCGAACAAGAAGACAUGGCGCAGGUAGACAAGUCAUGUGAUCGUCUUCAGAAGCUGGUGGAAGAUUUUUGUAACAAGUUAAAGGAAAACACUCGCACGUCACAUCUCAAAAUCAGGAAUUCAUUACGUGAAGUGAAGACUAACUUUAGCAACCGUCUCGGGAAGGUGACGUCACACAAACACAUUUUGACGCGAGCCACGGCGGUGUCACCACGUCCUGCACUGAUACACAUGACACAGACUCUGACAGACAGGGUCAUCGGCCUUGACCUUAGCGCUGAACUGCACCAAGAGGUGUGGGUAAAACCCUUGUCAAGUGUAGAAUGGUGUCAAGAAGUUGCGGGUCGGAUAGAAAACGAACUCGUGAAGUUCAGUCAACAGAACACAGAGUCAGAGCCAGCAGCCUUUGUGUUCCAUGAAAACUGCGGAACCAACAUCCGUCUGAAGAACUUUAAGAUGACCGCCAAGAAAAUUGAGCCGUAUACAUUGGGCAACGGGCAGGUUGUGUCUCGUGACGCUAUGUCGACGAACGUCUUGUAUGAAGUAUGAUGAUUAUUAGUAGUAAUAUUUUUUUUAAAGUGCUACGGUAAAACAUUUAAUGUCAUUCACACCUAUUUCUCUUAUAUCACAGUGAUGAAAACAAAACAAUCAUUCUGAAUUUUUGCUUCAAAUCGUGAAGACAAUUUGAAAGCUUAUCUCGAUGGAUUGAGUAGUAUCAUAACAUAAUGUCUCUGGUCACGCUUUUUGUUUAAUUUAUAGUAAGAGAGAGGCAGUAUGUAGAUCAAGUACUCGCCCUAAUUAGCUGUCACAUAUUGGCAUGUCAUGAUAGUGUAAUGUUGACACAGGUCAGAGUGGACGCAGUAUCAGCAAGAUACAGUGAACUAUUCGUGGGUGUCACAGGAAUCCCUCCUGACCAGCUGCUAGUGACAAACGGGUCCAUUGACCUGAAAGACCCCGUCAUUGUAGGGCCCAGUUUUGUCCUCC